This is a messenger RNA of Helobdella robusta, 726 nucleotides long. RefSeq lists its product as hypothetical. Lineage: Eukaryota; Metazoa; Annelida; Clitellata; Rhynchobdellida; Glossiphoniidae. Bases 1 to 726 code for a protein of 241 amino acids. The record is from RefSeq and is a predicted model, not a curated record. The transcript is spliced from 6 exons.
AUGGAUUUUGGACUUUUCGUGUUGACAUUCUUCGACAACACGUGGCACAAGAUUGGAGUCUCAUUCACUCCUGACCGCUUCGAGGUCUUCCUAGACUGCGCCAAGGUCGGGUCAGCCUACCCUCACCUCACAAACUUCUCUCACAUAAGCCUCAACGGAGAGAUAUGGAUGGGCAGGAAGAGUGUCGACAUCGGAAUUGACUUUGACCUUCAGUGGGCUAUGAUAAACUGCGAUCCGAGAAUCCCCAUGUACGAAAAUUGUAUCGAUCUACUGCCAGUACCGAGAGCAACCCUCACACCAGCCACCGACCAACUAUUACCUACGACAACAACAUCAACAACAACAUCAACAACAACAACGACGACGACAACAUCAACAAAACCGCUAGACUUUUUCCAUAUGCCGCGAUACAGACUUCGCAAUCGUUACAAUUUUGAUCUGCAUGAGAUUGUCACGGAAAGGAAACUAUUGGAGAAGCAACUCCUAAAACUGGAGAUAUUCCUAACUCGCCUCGAACAACUAAUACCACCGAAAAUGUAUGCAGACGUCGGUUUUGAUGGAUAUGAUGAUGUUUUGGAAGAAGAGGACAGCAGAGACUUUGGAGUUGGUUAUUAUCAGCGGUAUCACCAGCAUAGAAAUCCCCACCAGAUGAUUAGUGACGGGGAAUACCAUAGGGCGACAGCCAAUCGAGGUGAGACGGGGCGAAAUAAAUAUUCAAUGAAAUAA